AUGUCAUCAUUAGGAUAGCAUGUUGAGUUAUAACAUCGAGAUUCAAUUUAAGAAUCUUUAUUAAAUGAUUUAUCUAUAUAUAAUUAAGAAGAGUAUCAUUUAGAAAUCUCAGAAAUCAUGUUAAAUGGAAAAUAAUUCUAGAAUAAAGCAAAAUUGGCUAUGGAAGAAAGAGCAGAGAAAGAAUAAUAAUAAUCAUAAUAAUACAUUUUAGAGAAGAUUCAUUAACUAUAUAGUGACAGUUUGGAAGGCAUAUAAAAGAAAUUAAGUAUAUAAAAAUGAUUUAUUAUAGAUAUUUUAUAUUAAUUACCAAUUUUGAGACCAAAACAAAUAAUUUUAUGGAAAUUAUUAAUCAAUUUAUUAACUUUAUUUGUUUUUUUUGAAAUCCCUGUUUAUAUAGCAUUUGGAGAAGGUUUCUGGAAGGUAUCACCAUAUUUAUUUUAAGGAAUUAGAGACAGAAUAUUAAGUUGCAGCAUUGUAUUAUACAAUAUCUCUUUUGCUUGUAAUAGAUAUGGGUUUAGAUUUUAUAACUGCUUAUUAUAAACAUGGAGUUGUGAUUACAGAUAGUAGAAAAAUAGCAAUAAAUUAUUUAUAUGGCAAUUUCUUUUUUGAUCUUACAGCAGUAAACCUUUAUUAUAUAGAACUAGCUAAUAAUUUCAAUUGCUAGAUUAUCUUUAUUCACACCUAAAUUUAGAUUUAUCUUUUUAAUGUUUUAUUUUAAAUUACCUUCAUUUUUAAGAUUUGAUAAUCAAUUAAAUGAAAUGGUAUUACUUUAUAGAAGAACGAGAGUAUUUUAUGAAGUAGGAAAACGAGUUAUUUUUAUGUUUUAUGCAUUCAAUGUAUUUUUGUGUGUGUUUUAUAUGAUUGGAUUACAUAGUGUAGCAUCUAAUUAUAAUUCAUGGUUAACAAAUUAAGGUAAUUUUGGAAUUAUUUUGGAUCGACCUUUGCAUGAAAUAUAUUUUUUUGGAUUCUACUUUUCUUUAGGAACUGUUUCAACUACAAUGGGCUAUGGAGAUAUAGUAAAUAUGUUAUUUUAAUAAUUAGUCUCCUAUGAAUAUUAUAGAGUGUUCUUGGUCUCUUUUAGGAGUAAUGUUUGGACUCAUUAUCUUUGCAAAUAAUAUUAACUCAUUUUAAAAGAUGAUGGAAGAAUAUAAUUUAAAUGAUCUUAAGUAAUUUAAGUAUAAGGUAAGCAUCAAUAAAUUUAUGGAAUAAAAAUAAGUACCUUCUGAUUUACAGGAAAUAAUAAGGUAAUAUCUCAAUGAAUAUUGGCAUUAAUAAGGAUUGAGAGAUUAAGAGCAAGAGAUAUUGGUUUUUUAAAUGUUGCCUCCUGAAUUAAAAUAAGAAUUAAUGUAUUAGUCUUAUGGACAAUUUUUGUAAACAACAUUUUUCUCAAAAUAUUUUUCAAAGGCAUUCUUAAAGGAUCUCUCAGAAAAAAUAACAGAAGUUAAUUAUUCAACAGGAAAUGUAAUAAUUGAAGCAGGUGAUUCUAAUGAUGAUUAAGCCUUUUAUUUUAUAUAAAGUGGAACUGUAAUUAUAAAAUGUGGUAAUUCAGAAAUUGUGAAAAAGAGAUUAAUAUAGGGUGACAGUUUUGGUGAAUUUGCCUUUAUGACAGGUAUUGAAUUUAUAAUUUAAUUUAAAAGGAUAAGCAAGAACAGCCACAGUAUAUUCUUAAGAAUAUAGUUAAUUACAUAAAAUAUCUAGAAGUGAUUUUUUGGAUGUCUUAAAACAUUAUCCUGAUGAUUAUGAAAUAUUUUGUAAUCUGAGAGAUGGAUUGAUUUUUUCAUCUCAUUUUCAAUCUCUUGGUUAAUUUUGUUGGACAUGUCAUAAAUUUGAUCAUUAUGCAUGUUCAUGUCCUUUUACUCAUUAUAUUCCUUAAGUUUAGAAUUUGAUUGAAAAUACUACUGUUUUGGAUUCAAAUUAAAAUAGAAUUAAAAUAUAACGAUAUAAUAGAAAACAUUGGCCAACCAGAACAAAUUAAAAGAUAUUAGUUAAUGGUUUGAAUAAAUCAAAAAUUUAGAAAUAUGCUAAUGUUAUGGUACUUUUAUAAUUUUAAUUAAAUAGUUGAAAACUGUUAAAAAUAUUAAUAUGUAAAAACAAUCUCCUCUGAAAAAGUAGACAAGUAUCCAACAAAGUGUAUAAACAUUUAGAUAAGAAUCUGAAUCAAAAUCAGAAUUUAAUAAAUCUGAAUUUAUAUAGGAUGAUUCUUUUAAAUUAAAUUAAUAAGAUGAAAAUGAAUAAAAUUAAUAGACAGAAUAAAAGGAUAGUAAUUAAAGUAAUCUCUCAUCAUUAUAGACUAAACUUAAUUAAUAUAGAGAUUAACAAUAAUAUCAAAUUCAUUAGGGAUUAGAUUAUUUUGAUGAACCACAAAAUUUCAAAUAUUACUAGAAAAAAUUCAAUUAUUCAAAUUACAAAGUAUUUUAAGGAUUUAAAGAAUCUUAAAUGAAGAAAUAAAUAAAUAUUAGAAAAUCAUUUAUGCCAGGAACAUAUAAUUGA
Paramecium pentaurelia is the source of this 2490-nucleotide messenger RNA. The record is from the annotation of a GenBank genome assembly. NCBI's taxonomy places the organism in Eukaryota, Ciliophora, Oligohymenophorea, Peniculida, Parameciidae.